Messenger RNA from Cyprinus carpio (common carp), 2673 nucleotides. Its product is annotated as cytokine receptor common subunit gamma-like. Gene Ontology annotation, biological process: cytokine-mediated signaling pathway. The record is from RefSeq and is a predicted model, not a curated record. Lineage: Eukaryota; Metazoa; Chordata; Actinopteri; Cypriniformes; Cyprinidae. Gene Ontology annotation, cellular component: external side of plasma membrane. Gene Ontology annotation, molecular function: protein binding; cytokine receptor activity.
UCGGUUUUACAGAGAGCCAGUGACAGAAACCCUUCCCGCAACUCACACCACAUUGCUGGAUGACCCAGCUACCCAGGAGUCUGAGGAAAUACCCUCAGAAAGAAAUGAUGUGUUUGAUCCACUGGCACUGAUUGACUCCAGUUUAGCAGCGAUCCGCUCAUGUUCUCCACCCUCACCAGGCCUGGACAGUUUCAGCAAGAUCUUUACCCCUGACUGCCACAUCUCUGCUGUUAAAGACUCCAACACAAAAACCAAGAGCAAACAGAGAAGCCAGAAGGAAGCAAACACGUUACCUCACACCAACACAGGAAAUCUCACAGACGUACGCCAGCCCACACAGAGAGCAGAUACAUUAAGGCUAGAAAAGGGAAGCCUGAAACAUACCUAAGACAACAAGUGCGUUAUGUGACCUGUCCAAGAUGAUAUUAUUUUUAGUAAUUCUUUUCCUUGGGAACAUUCCUUCAUUUGUAUUUUCAGCAUCCCAGCCAAAAAUAAACUGCCUUAUCAUAAAUCUGGACUAUGUUAAUUGUACGUGGAGUGAGCAUGAGCAAAAUUACAGUUUCAAUAGCAGGUUUUUACAUGACCAAAUUCAGCAGUGUCCUACUUAUCUCAGGAUUAAAGGUGUUAACGUGGGCUGCAUUUUCCCCUACAAAAAACCGCAGCGGUUUAAUACUUUAAACACAUGGCUGUACAGUGACAACGGCACUCUGGUGAUAGAGCAGAAUCAUGAGAUGAAAGCACUUGUGAAGCUUAACCCUCCAUUCAGUCUGUCUGUGGUGGAGAAAAAAGAUGCUGAACUGUGGCUGUACUGGAAUAUUACAACGGACAGCAGCUGCACUGAGAGUCAAAUUCGUCACAGGACAGACAACAAUGACUGGAAGAUUACAACUCCAGGUCACAGGACCUCCUUCAGUUUGCCCUUUCCCUCAAAAAAGCGGUAUGAGUUCCAGGUCAGGGCUCGAAUAGGAAAUCCCUGCGGAGAGUCCAUGUUUUGGAGCGACUGGAGUGAGCCUGUCUACUGGGGAUUUUUAAAGGCCAACAAUAACACAGAGAGUGUGAUUAACAUGUCUGUGAUGUCAAUGGUGCCGUAUAUAGUGGGAGCCACAGUAGUUCUCAUCAUACUCUCCUGCUUGCUCGUCUAUAGCGAGAGGUUAAGAAUCAUUUUAAUACCAGUGGUACCAAAUGCAGGACGAAAUGUGAGCAAUUACCUUGCAGCCCUUUUUGACAAUUAUGAUGGCAAUGUUGAGAAAUGGCUGUCCAUGCCUAAAGAUCUGGAGAAUGGCUUCAAACCCAAUUUCACGGAGCGUGCCUGCCCUGUGCGCGAGUACAGUAUAGUGUCCCAGUCCAGCACUGACAGCGAAAGCAUCCUCUCAAACCCAACAGACCUGUCAUCAGAUUAUCAGUGCAUGCAUAGCUACUCAUCAUCCUCCACCAUACCUGGAUCAGCCGAAACCCUACAAACCCAAGAUCUAUCGCAAGUGGAUAUUCCAGUCUAAAUCUUCAAUUUAAUCUGAGGCAAUUCAAAUUGAGGGUUUAGAAAUUAAAUGUCUUUGAAAUUCGAAUCUUGAUUGAAAAGUAAAAUAUUUUCAUGUGAAAAGGGGGUUUUGCAAGUGUUAUACAAUUAUGAAUACCAGUCAAAUCCAGUAUUGUCAUUUUGAAACCUUUUUUAUUUUUUUUAUUUUUUUAAAUCAGUUCAAAACAAGGAAUAAUAAACAUUCAAUUGUGUCUUUUUCUUAUGUUUAAGCAGGGUAAUGUAGUGUUUGUAAUUGAAAUAGUGUUAUUUUUAUUUUUUUUGCUUUACAUAGUUUGGAGUUGGUUUUUGUUAUAAUAGGUCAGGUGGAGUUGUAGCAUAGUAGUCAUGUUUUAAUGAUCCCCCCCCCCCAGAUUGUUUGCUCCUGUUCAGUUUUUUAUUCGUUUAUCAAAAUGAUUUUCUUUACAGUGUUAUGUUAUACUGUUUUCCACAGUAUUGUAGGUAGGAUUUCUUUAGGGUCGCUUGAAGGAUUCUUCUAUAAGUUUAGCGUUUUUGCAAGCAGUGACUGUUGUAUCAACGUGUAAGAUGUGUCUGUGAUAACAUUUAUACUUGGUUCAAAGUAAAUUCCAGAAUCUGAUUUGUGUACUGGUGGGGAAAUCCCAUCACCUACAAACCUAUUAUCUGAUUAUUUAGCUGAGUGCUAUUUGUGAUUCUUAACAUAGUUGCAUAUAUAUUUGCAGAAAUUUCACUUCAGCUAGACCACCUGCUCUGAAUAUUUUUUUAUUUUUUUGAUUAUUCAGUUUAGCUAGCCAUACAUACAUACAUACAUACAUAUAUAUAUAUAUAUAUAUAUUUGUUUUAAAUGUAUAGUCUCUUUAUCAUACCAUAUCGUAAAAGGCCCUAAAAAGGCCCCUGAAAUCUUAAAAUUAAACAAUGUCGGUAGCAUAUGUAUCUUGGUUAAUGAACUACUCUCUGUGUGUUUUUGGAUUUAUUGGAUUUAUUUUUGCACUUUUGGCGUGUUGCUUUUCUGUAGUACUCUGAUAAAAUGUCACAUUUUUGAACAACAUUCAACAUACUUUUGAGACUUUUAACAUUUAGAAUGUGAAUUUGCUAUUUUAAGAUUAUUAGAUGAUUGAAGACAAAUAUGAUGCUUAAUGUAAUGCUUUUACAAUCUCUAAAUAAAAACAUUCAAAUUCACAUCA